AUGCACACGUUGGGAUUAUUCGAGAAGCGGUACGGGCUGGAGCUGGAGUGCUUGCUCCAGGGCGCAGCCGCGCUCUUCAAUCCCGCAAUGGCCUCUCAUCGCCCCUUCAUCCAGCUCGCACCAUCUGUGAACACAACCACCGUUGUGACGACGACCACGACGACGACGACCUAUGCGCCCAUUCCCCUCCCACCGCUUCCCCCGCCUUCCUCGCCUAAGGAUCCAAAACUAUAUCCCCUCCUCCGUGCCCAUCUUCCGAAAUCCCUUCGCCAGUUCCCACUCAUCUUCCCCGGCGGCGCACGUGCGACGUUCCGCGAUGGCGAAGCGGGUGAGCAGGAGAUGCAUGAGGAAGAGGCACCAGUCGGUGGCGUGGGCUGGCGGAUGCUCAGGCGAGACGAGAUCGACGAGCCACAGAAGGAAGUCGGCCUCACCGACGCUAUCGAGCGGUACGGCAGGAAGAGGUCGUACAGCAACGAGAGCAUGAUGGAGGGCAUCGAGACGAUCCCUGGGGUAAUCACGAACACGCCGCCGCGCAAGCGAGCGAAACCAGCUCCUCUGUCCCAGGUACCCCCGAUCAAUACUGCGGCGCCGCCUUCGCCGCUCCCAUCUCCCCAUGGCUCACCAUCGCCUGAGAGCAUAUGGCCAUCCGCCCCGCCCAGCGGACACUCCUCGCCGCAACCACCCCCAGCUCCCAUACAACCUGAUGCCUCUCUAACGCGGGACUUCCUGACGCUGCUUCCACCAGAGCUGGUAUCCCACGUCCUGAGCUAUUUGAGCUUUUCUGAUCUCGCUCGUGCCUCCCGAGUGUCUAAGUCAUGGCGAGCGAUCAUCGACUCUGAUCCUGUACUUUGGCGUGACCUGCUGAAGAGCACGAAAAUCUGGUUUGGCCGCGGGUCCGAGGAUGCGUUUCGAGAUGCCAUAUUUGCCAGGCGCCGACGAGAAGUACUGCCGCGGCCAGACGCGCUCCCGCUACCACAUCCUUACAAGCUCCUCUUCAAGUCGCGGCACCUUACUCGGACACGGUGGGUGCAGAACCAGAACCCGAAGCGGAUCACGUUCCCAGCGCAUGGACGGUCGGUAGUGACAUGCCUCAUUUUCUCUCACGGACGCAUCAUCUCUGCCUCAGACGACCACUCAAUCCACGUGUAUUCCCCCGUCACUGGGGAGUUACUGCGUUCGUUGGACGGACACGAGGGCGGCGUGUGGGCACUCGCGGCGACGAAGAACACGCUGGUGAGCGGGUCAACGGACCGCACAGUGCGUAUCUGGGACCUGACGACCGGGCGGUGCACACACGUCUUUGGCGGACACACAAGUACGGUGCGCUGCCUCGCAAUCGUGAAGCCGGAAUGGAUCGAUGUCGAAAACGAGGGCGGGGUGAUUACGCGGGAGAAGUGGCCGAAACGCCCGCUUAUCGUGACGGGCAGUCGUGACCAUUCGCUGCGGGUGUGGACGCUGCCGAAGCCCGGUGACGACGAAUAUAGGUGCUACGGCGCAGAUGACACCGAGGUGGACCCAUCUGAGGAGGACGUUGAGGACAACCCGUAUCACAAGCUGUUGCUUGAGGGACACGACCAUGCUGUCCGUGCACUGGCAGCACGCGGGCGUACGCUCGUGUCUGGCAGCUAUGAUUGCACAGUGCGAAUAUGGGACAUCAUUACCGGGCAGUGCAAGUGGGUCUUAGGCGGUCAUAGCCAGAAAGUAUACAGCGUCGUACUAGACAUUCACCGGAACCUUGCAUGUUCGGGGUCCAUGGACGGGACUGUGCGCGUGUGGAAUCUGCGGACUGGCCAGACUCAGCAUAUGCUCGCGGGACAUACAUCUUUGGUUGGCCUCCUUGGACUCUCACCAUCGUAUCUUGUCUCUGCUGCCGCCGACUCUACGCUUCGCGUGUGGGACCCAGAGACUGGCGAGCACCAUCAUACGCUGGCCGCACACAACGGUGCCAUCACGUGCUUCCAGCACGACGAGUUCAAGGUGCUGAGCGGGAGCGACGGGACGUUGAAGAUGUGGGACAUCCGGGACGGUUCGCAGGUGCGGGAUCUGCUCACAGGCAUCGUCGGGGUGUGGCAAGUCGUGUUCGAAGGUCGGUGGUGCGUUGCGGCGAGCAACCGAAUGGACGCGACAGUGCUGGACGUGUGGGACUUUGCCAACGAGGACGGAGACGAGGAGUGGGUCGGCGAGCCGCCGGGGGGCUUGUACGACGAGGACAGUGACGAGGAGGAUGAGGACGAGAUGGAGCAAGCGGAAGUCGACGCGAUGGACCAGGAUCUCGACGCUGCGAUGCCUUCAGACAUGGAGGAUGCCGACGACCAGGAUCUCCCGCCAGAUGACGAGGAUGAUGACCGGCUUGCAGACUGGCCGCGCGAAUCGGACGCAGAGGGUAGUACCACACGGUCAUCUGUCGUGUCUGUCACGUCGGCGCACGCGCAUGACCGAAAUCGCAGCCGGUCGCUGGGCCUGGCUGCGGGGGUGAGGAGCGGCGCUUCGGCAGGGCCCUCGAGCAUGUUGCGGCUGCCGCCCUCAAAUGAUGAGACACCAACGCGGCCCCGUAUACGCAACGUAAACUUGGCUCACCGGCGACGGUGACGUGAGCCACUCUUGCCACUUUUCCGCACUCGGAUCCGUAUCCAAAUAGUACCAUAGUACAUAGUAAAUAUAUCCGCGCGUACGCGCGCAGCAUCCGUACGUUCAUACAUAUCUUGUGGAUUUUGCGUCGUGCAUUUGUUCAGCUGUCUCGUGUAUGUUAUAUUCCAGAUUUAUCGCGCUCCGAGCAUUAGCAUGACAUGUACCGGGCCCCGUGUUAUUGUAGACAUCACGGUUCAUUAUUAUGUGAGGAAGUCUGCAGUCUCUACUACAUUAUGUCAAUCAAUGCACGCUGU
This is a messenger RNA of Postia placenta MAD-698-R-SB12, 2882 nucleotides long. RefSeq lists its product as hypothetical. The record is from RefSeq and is a predicted model, not a curated record. NCBI's taxonomy places the organism in Eukaryota, Fungi, Basidiomycota, Agaricomycetes, Polyporales, Adustoporiaceae. Bases 1 to 2589 code for a protein of 862 amino acids. The transcript is spliced from 6 exons. Gene Ontology annotation, molecular function: protein binding.